CAGCGCAGAGCGGGCGAGGCCGGGCAGGUCAUGGGGCGCUGGGCGUCGCUGCCCGGCUGGGUCUCUGCGACGCUGUUGCUGGCGUUGGCCGCUCUGCCUGCAGCCCUGGCCGCCAACAGCAGUGGCCGAUGGUGGGGAAUAGUCAACGUAGCCUCCUCCACGAACUUGCUGACGGACUCCAAGAGCCUGCAGCUGGUGCUGGAGCCUAGUCUGCAGCUGCUGAGCCGCAAACAGCGGCGACUGAUCCGCCAGAACCCGGGGAUCCUGCACAGCGUGAGCGGGGGGCUGCAGAGCGCCGUGCGUGAGUGCAAGUGGCAGUUCCGGAAUCGGCGCUGGAACUGCCCCACGGCCUCAGGGCCCCACCUCUUCGGCAAGAUCGUCAACCGAGGCUGCCGGGAAACAGCAUUUAUCUUCGCCAUCACUUCUGCUGGGGUCACUCAUUCUGUCGCACGAUCCUGUUCUGAGGGUUCCAUUGAGUCCUGCACCUGCGACUACAGGCGGCGGGGCCCUGGGGGCCCCGACUGGCACUGGGGGGGCUGCAGCGACAACAUUGACUUCGGUCGCCUCUUUGGUCGGGAGUUUGUGGACUCCGGAGAGAAGGGCCGAGACCUGCGCUUCCUCAUGAACCUUCACAACAACGAGGCUGGACGCACGACCGUCUUCUCCGAGAUGCGCCAGGAGUGCAAGUGCCACGGGAUGUCCGGCUCCUGCACGGUGCGCACCUGCUGGAUGCGGCUGCCCACCCUGCGCGCCGUGGGCGACGUGCUGCGAGACCGCUUCGACGGCGCCUCCCGCGUGCUCUACGGCAACCGCGGCAGCAACCGCGCCUCGCGGGCAGAACUCCUGCGCCUGGAGCCCGAGGACCCCGCGCACAAGCCGCCCUCCCCGCACGACCUCGUCUAUUUCGAGAAAUCGCCCAACUUCUGCACGUACAGCGGACGCCUGGGCACCACCGGCACGGCGGGGCGCGCCUGCAACAGCUCGUCCCCCGCGCUGGACGGCUGCGAGCUGCUGUGCUGCGGCCGCGGCCACCGCACGCGCACGCAGCGCGUCACCGAGCGCUGCAACUGCACCUUCCACUGGUGCUGCCACGUCAGCUGCCGCAACUGCACGCACACGCGCGUCCUGCACGAGUGCCUGUGAGCCGGGCCGCGGGCUCGCCCCAGGGA
Molecule: messenger RNA, 1169 nt
Organism: Condylura cristata (star-nosed mole)
Lineage: Eukaryota; Metazoa; Chordata; Mammalia; Eulipotyphla; Talpidae
Gene: WNT1
Product: wingless-type MMTV integration site family, member 1
Exons: 4
Coding region: 31-1143 (370 amino acids)
Biological process (GO): cell fate commitment; canonical Wnt signaling pathway; neuron differentiation
Cellular component (GO): extracellular region
Molecular function (GO): cytokine activity; frizzled binding
Source: RefSeq, a predicted model, not a curated record